This is a messenger RNA of Antechinus flavipes (yellow-footed antechinus), 1077 nucleotides long. RefSeq names its product translation initiation factor IF-2-like. The record is from RefSeq and is a predicted model, not a curated record. NCBI's taxonomy places the organism in Eukaryota, Metazoa, Chordata, Mammalia, Dasyuromorphia, Dasyuridae. The transcript is spliced from 2 exons. The coding region runs from base 1 to 1077 and encodes 358 amino acids.
AUGGCUGCCUUGGGGCUCCCCAGCCCAGGGCUCCCCCAGGCAGGGCCGGACAAAGGGGCCGGGGCACGGAGCUGGGGGGAGGGGGCACGACCCCUUCGGGAGCGGAGGCAGGACCCCUCGGCCAGGGCAGGGCGGCGCUCUCACCACACAGGCCCGGCGGCUCCUGGCUCCUCGGCGGCUCCUCGGCGGCCUCGGGGACCGGGCCUGGGCCGGGGCCGGCCUCGGGCUCCCGGUGGCGGGCGGGCGGGCAGAGGGGGCGGCGCCUGGGAGGGCGCCUGUCGCGACAGGCCCGGGCGCUCUCGUGACAGCGGCGCAGGCCGGGCUCGGGCUCCCGGGGGGCCGGGGAGGGCUCCCGGGGCUCUGGGGCCAGAUGCGGCGGUUCCGCUCGCUCACUGCUCCGCGGAAGCGGCCCUGGCCGGCUCCAAGAUGGCGGCGGCGGCGGCGGCGGCGGCAGCGGCGGCGGCCUCGUCUGCGCCCCCGGCCCGGCCCCGCCCCGCCCGCGCGCCCCGGCCGCGCCCGCCCAUUGGCCGCGCCGCGCCGCUGCGCUCGGAUUCCAUUGGCCGCCCCGCUGGCAGCAGCCGCCGAUUGGGCGACAUCGAGCCCGGCCCGCCUCCCACCCCCUCCCUUCAGACUCCCACCCCCUCCAGGCACAACACGCCGGCGCGAGGACAGACGCGUCAGUCAAGCAGCCGUCGCGGCGCCAUAGGCUGGCGUUGUUCCUCCCCGCCCCACCUUCGCCCUAUUGGUCGGGGAGGCAGAGCCGGAGGCUGCAGCAUCAGUCAGAGCCUGGGCCAAGUUUCACGGGCUCUAGGUAGCGCCUACCCGCCUGCCAUUGGUCAAGGAAGGAAGCCUAGGCAGGGCUUCAUUGGUCCCAACCAUACCCCCCGUGGACAACAACACGGCAGUGUGAGGCUCGACGUGUCCGUCAGACGGGAACAGCCUCGCCGUUGGCCAACCCCCACUUCCGCCCCGCCUCCAGCGGCCCAGGGGUGUUCCCAAGCUUGUGAGACCCUCCGUACCUCCGCAGGGCCGUGUUCACAUCGUUCGCUCCGCUAUGGGCCGAGCGAUUCUGCCUGA